Messenger RNA from Austrofundulus limnaeus, 2562 nucleotides. RefSeq names its product calumenin b (gene calub). The transcript is spliced from 7 exons. The record is from RefSeq and is a predicted model, not a curated record. Bases 137 to 1084 code for a protein of 315 amino acids. Lineage: Eukaryota; Metazoa; Chordata; Actinopteri; Cyprinodontiformes; Rivulidae. Gene Ontology annotation, cellular component: endoplasmic reticulum. Gene Ontology annotation, molecular function: calcium ion binding.
UAAAAAAAAAAAAAAGCAUCAACGACGAACUUCCCUGAAGACACCGGCGAGUUUUCUUGACAAAUCGGGACGAAAACUCCUACAAGUGAAAACCAGCUCUGAUCUGCUUGAAAGGAAUUGUUUCUACAAACACAGGAUGGAGCUGAGGCCACUUGUCAUGUGCUUUGCCCUGUGCGUGGUUUACGCCACCAGCAAACCCACAGAGAAGAAAGAUCGCGUUCACCACGACGAACGUCUCAGCAACCUCGAGCACGAUGAUGCAGAUAACUUUGAUUACGACCACGAGGCCUUUCUGGGACAAGAGGAUUCCAAGACGUUUGACCAGCUCACACCAGAGGAGAGCAAAGAGAGGCUCGGAAUGCUGGUUGAACGUAUAGAUGAAGAUAAAGACGGCUUCGUGACCGUUGAGGAGAUGAAGCGGUGGAUUAAACACUCGCAGAAGAGGUGGAUCUACGACGACGUGGAUCGACAGUGGAAGAGUCACGACCUUAACGGAGACGGGGUGGUGUCCUGGGAAGAGUACAAGAAUGCCACAUAUGGAUACGUUCUCGAUGACUCCGACCCGGAUGAUGGUUUCAACUACAGACAGAUGAUGGCUCGUGAUGAGAGGAGAUUCAAAAUGGCCGACCAAGACCAUGACAUGAAAGCCAACAAGGAGGAGUUUACAGCUUUCCUGCACCCUGAGGAAUAUGACCACAUGAAAGACAUUGUAGUGUUGGAAACUAUGGAAGAUAUUGACAAGAAUGGAGACGGUUUGAUUGACCUGGAUGAAUACAUAGGUGACAUGUACAACCAGGACGGAGACGCCACAGAACCUGAGUGGGUGAAGACGGAGAGGGAACAGUUCACCGAAUUCAGAGAUAAAAACAAAGACGGGAAGAUGGAUAAGGAGGAGACCAGAGACUGGAUCCUGCCCAUGGACUACGACCAUGCUGAGGCUGAGGCCAAACACCUGGUCUAUGAGUCCGAUACAGACAAGGAUGGCCGUCUAACCAAGGAAGAAAUCGUGGAUAAAUACGACCUGUUCGUUGGCAGCCAGGCAACCGACUUCGGGGAGGCUCUAACUCGGCACGACGAGUUCUAACUCCUGGCUGCCUCCACAGACUGUGCGUUCAUCCAGCGGGCACUAUGUUAAAACAGGAUGAGCCCACCUAAUGUCAACGCCACGGACAAUAAUUUAUUUGAUUUUUCUGAAUGUGUCCCAUCCUGCACACACUAACACUCUAACUAUGCUUGGCCGGUGUGUUUAGUUGCACCCUCCACUGGUUUUACGUCUCCAGCCUCUGCUCCCACGCUUUAUUCUUUUCUAUGGUAAACCUGGUUAGGAAUAAGCAGUUUUACUGCUUUUUUUAUCCUUUAUUUUUUGCUUUAAGAUUGACGUUACGACACAGUUUUUUUAUCUCACUAUUAAACCUUUUUUAUACAACGGCAAAGUUUAAGCUACAGUCUUUAGUCGAGUUUGAUCCAUUUCUUACUUUUGAUGCACUUGAUUAUGUCAUGAGCUCCAAACUACAGUUUUUUUACACAUUUGUCCUUUAGGUUUAAAGUUAUAAGUGGGAAUGAAAUAGUAAUGCUGGAUUUUUUUAAGAACAAAGUGUAGAUGUUAAAUUCUCAGACAAUAAAUGCUAAAGUCUCAGUGCAAUAGAUCAUGAAUGGGGCUGUGCUGUAUUUACUACUUUGGGUUCAAACUUUGUGUCCUGCAUAAGAGGCUGUUUUGUUUUGUGGCAGAUGAAGGAUUUAAGUAGAAUUGAGGAUAAAGUUGAUUUUAGAUUGGAUCACUUCUGGUGUCUUAACCAAACACCCAAAGAAAACAGUGUUUACCUCCGACUGAUCCGAUCUAAGACUAGCUUUUAAUGACUGAUGGUUUUGUACUCGAAGCUGCUGCUUCUGUUUUUUUUUUUUUUUUUUAAUCCCUCAGCAGUGUGUGCAUGAGUGUGUUUGUGUGUGUAUAUAUGUUACAUAUAUUGUGAUAGCAGAUUUUUAUGUUUUGAGUUUUAUUUGAUUCAGCUGAACUAACUCACUUAUGUGCCAAGCAAAGAGUUUCGAACAUUUUUUUAGUUAGAGAUUUAGCAAAAAAAAAUUUCUUCUUGUAAGAAUUUCUUUCCCACAUCUAUUUGUUAUAAUUGUAUCAUCAGUACCACCAUUUAUAACCACUGUUUUUAAUGGUAGCAGUACGUCUUCAGUAAUGGUUUUGUUUUUACGAGCUCACUGCAGCAGCAAGCCUUUUACUUGUGACUUUACUGUAAAUAAGUCAUUGGUUUGCAAACUGAGCACUCCUAACAAGGUCCUUUUUUGGUUAUUGAGAACAAAAUCUGAAUAAACAAACAAAAAAAGGUCUUUUGUUUUUUAUGUUUGUUUCCAAAAAAUACUUAAAAUGAUAUCCAGUUUUUAUCCCAGUAUUUUGUCUGUUGUAUUGAUGGCAUAUUACUGCCAACACUGUCUUGCUGUAUAAAAAGGAUGGUGCAAACCUUUGGUAGACUGCCAAAGCAACACUUGGUUUAUGUUGAUACAUCAAGGAAAUUAAUUUGUGUAAAGUUUUGAUUAAAGGGAAAAAAAAGUACA